AUGGAAAAAACAAAAAUUGAGGCCCUCUUCAUCUACGAUGAGGAUGUGAAAAAGGCCGACAAGUCCGUCACGGAUGAAGAGCUACAGGCAGAGAAGGUGAUCUACUACUACCCAGCCGAAACGGACGAACAAGUGAAAGUGACGCACACGAGCACCAUGGAAGGGGUCUCCGCCUUCCUCUCCCAAUUCAGCAGAUCCCACAUGGAGCAUAUAAUAACAAAGGAAAAUUUAAUUGUCAUCAACAAAUGGUAUAAGCAUGUAUUCGUAACGAUCGUCGUGAAGAACGUUUAUAAGAAUGAAAAAAUGGAACUCCUCAUGUGCAAGUUGCUACACUCCGUUUUAGAAAACUUCAUCUCGACCUUCACCCUACUGCACGGACACAUCCGGACCUUCCUCAAGUAUAAGAAGAACAAAACGGCAGGUGAGACAACCAGCAGGGAGGGAAGCACACAAAAUGGAUUUAACGUUGAGCGGUUGUUUGGGCAGUCCUCCUCCCCCCCCCCUUGUUUAUUUUUAUGCCACCUUGCAAUGGAGGGAGUUACACAAAUUCAUCUCUCUUCCUCCGUUGGGCUGACCAUCUGGUGA
Plasmodium vivax (malaria parasite P. vivax) is the source of this 585-nucleotide messenger RNA. RefSeq lists its product as hypothetical. Gene Ontology annotation, biological process: vesicle-mediated transport. The transcript has 2 exons. Lineage: Eukaryota; Apicomplexa; Aconoidasida; Haemosporida; Plasmodiidae. The record is from RefSeq and is a predicted model, not a curated record. Bases 1 to 585 code for a protein of 194 amino acids. Gene Ontology annotation, cellular component: intracellular membrane-bounded organelle; Mon1-Ccz1 complex.